Uranotaenia lowii is the source of this 2757-nucleotide messenger RNA. RefSeq lists its product as uncharacterized. Lineage: Eukaryota; Metazoa; Arthropoda; Insecta; Diptera; Culicidae. Bases 303 to 602 code for a protein of 99 amino acids. The record is from RefSeq and is a predicted model, not a curated record. The transcript has 5 exons.
AGCUGGAUUACGACGGUCAGCAUGAAAAGCCUUUGGAACACGACGAUAGCCAGAAAGUUCCCACAUGGGACACAGGCUGGCAUCAAUCGGGACCAGAGCAGGUGAUCGUAGAAGUACUCGAGACAGCGACUGAUUCCACCACUUCGUUAGAAACAAGCACUGUAAAUAAUUUAAACGAUACCUUAGAAGGAUCCGGACCAAGCAUAGUGGUAAGACCAGAGGAAGCGCUCAUCGUAAUUUUUGUACUCAUCCUAUGGAUCGGGGCCAUCGGACUUUUCUUCCAUCGGUGGGGGAAGAUUCGGAUGCUAGAACCGUACCAGCCAAAAUUCAUCCAGCAACAUCGGGGCUCCUGUCCGCUAGUGGACCUCGAUCGACCCGUCACCGUUCCACAGAGAACAUCCUUAUCAAAAAUGUCCUUGGGGCUACAGUCAACCAUGACGUCUGUUUGCUCUGGUGGCUACCCCGGUUACAUUCGUCCCAGGCAGAAUUCCGUCUUCGUGGGGCCGCACGUGGUUUCACCUCCUCAGCCGCCGCGGAAAACUCGCUCGGCCAUGGACAUUCACUCGAUGAUUUUGAGCGAGGGAGAAAUGGAAGCUGUCUAGGAAUUCGUCCCCUUCGACUGUUGCCCGCCCUCCCGUUUUGCCCUAGUUCGCGUCAUGUCGUGUCACUUAGCAGCCUUCAAACGAGAGAGAGAAAAUCGGGAACUCUGGAAAACUAAAACGACUUACCUAAAACCGAAAUCUAAAAACUGAAUGAUAAACAAACAUACAAAUACAAACAUACACAAAAGCAAAGCAAACCAUGACUCAAUUUGCCGUGGCACCCAAUAGUUAAGCAAAUGAUGUCGUCGAACACUGGAACAGUUUGCAAAUCCUUUCAAAGCCAAAACACGAGAAAGGACGGUAUCGAAAUAUUUUUGUACGAUGUUAUUAUAUAUAUUUACAGAUAACUUUCCAUUUUAUAUCUGAUUCUUGAGCUGUUGUCGUUGGAAACUCAAAGAAAAACUCAAAGUAGCCUAAUCAGAAUAGUUUGGGAGUAUGAAAUUGUAAGCCGUGUGUAACCGUAGCGCACCAUUUUGUUGGUGAUGUUGACCUUCAUUGACUUGAAUCGAUGUUAGCAAAGUAGUGAAAUAGCUAUUUUUCUUAUAUUCAAGAUGUUGUUUAUACUCGUAUCGUUUUAAGACCAACCUGAACGAUUAACAGGGAUGAGGACGCAAAAAUAACAUCAUAACAAAAAAACACAGUGAAAUGAGUUUAUUAUUAAAAGUGAUUAGUACUCAAGAUACAAAAAAAAAAAUAGAAACGUUAUUCUUGAUGAAAAAAAAAACAACCAGCAUAGUCUGAUUUUAUUCAAAUAUAUUUUCAAUCUUUAAACUCUCUUUAAAUUUAUACUCGAAGGUUUACUUUUUGUUUAGAAUGUCGCUUUCUAUUUACAGUGAUCUCCAUACUCAAUGUUAAAGUUUUUUUUCCUUUUUCAUUGAAUCAUACGUGUUGGUUUAUUCUUUGUAAUAGAAUUCAUAAUAAGAGCAGGCACAUUUUCACUGUGGGUUGAAUGUUAUGUUAUUAUUCUAGACAGUGUAAAGUAUAGAUCGAACGGGUUUUACUUCUCCUAAAAAAAAAGAAAUGCAUACAGCAAGAACAAAAUAAAACGUAAAUAUAUCGUAAACAGGUAUUCUAAAAAUAGCCUAUCACCAAACCAUAAAAAUAUAGCAUUUUUUACAAAGAACCUUCCUGAAUUUGGGUUCGAUUUAUCCAGUGAAGUAAACAAAAAAAAACAUUUUUAUGUUAUUGGUAAAACUUUCGAAAUAUCAACGGCUAAUAAUCAUCAGUUUUCGGCACAGUCCGAGUCUCACUGUUGAGUGCAUUUAACAUACCUAGCGAUUAAUGAACGAUUAUGACAUUGAAAAAAAAUUUUAUGAGAAAAAUAACAUUGAUAUGAACUAGCAACAGGUAAACAAUUCCAAAGAGCGCCUAAUCGCCCGAAGUUUUACGUCAAUUCGCAUGUCUAUCAUAUUCUAUAGUAAACCUUGAACUGCUUAUUCUCUCAAUACUAUACCCUAUAGCACUUUGAACGCGUUUAAAAAUAAAGAGUUUAUCAUAGCAGUCCAUGAUAUGAGCGAUACCGGUGCUCAAAACUUAUCAGUAGGCCGCGAAAGAUCGAACAGAAAUCUAUUAAUCAUUUCAAUAUCUAAACUUUAUCCCUAGUAAGCUUUCAAAUGCGUUGAAGUUUGGACUAUUUGAGACAAGACUAUCAUACUCAAAGUUGAUUUGACAGUUACACAUAUAAAGAUCAUCAUUCUGCAACAACAAAAAUAACGGUGGCAAGUGAGUAUGUUUUUGUCAAUUUCCUUUUGUUGAGUAAAAAUCGCGUGAUAUUGGAAAUCGGUGUCUAAUUAUUAUGAAAAAAUACAGUUUACAGAAACAUUGAUAGCAUAAACUUUCAUUCUUAAAACGUUAAUCCGGAGAGCUUAAAACUCAAAGUCUAGGAAACCAAUUAGUUCGAAGUCAUUCCUGAAAAUUAAAAAGUGCAUACAUACAUUGCGAUGUUUUCCAUUUUCAAAGCUAAAUUUAUCUUUACCUAAGCCACGCGAGGCAUUUUUAGUUCAAAUUCCGGCUUACUCCACCUUCGUGUACAUCAAAUCUAUAACCUUAUAAACUCCAAACUAUGUUGUUGACUAAGACUAGGCCAUUGAUUAUGAAAGGUAACAUAUAUGAAAUGUUUAAAUUUCAAUGAUUCACAAUCGUGCUUGUGUUCUGC